Messenger RNA from Cannabis sativa, 669 nucleotides. Its product is annotated as G-type lectin S-receptor-like serine/threonine-protein kinase At1g61430. Gene Ontology annotation, molecular function: ATP binding; protein kinase activity. The record is from RefSeq and is a predicted model, not a curated record. The coding region runs from base 83 to 610 and encodes 175 amino acids. Gene Ontology annotation, biological process: protein phosphorylation. NCBI's taxonomy places the organism in Eukaryota, Viridiplantae, Streptophyta, Magnoliopsida, Rosales, Cannabaceae. The transcript has 3 exons.
CAGGAAAAGAACGAAUUAUAUAUGGAAUUUUUUUUUACCAUUAAUUCCAAGAGGUAGAGAACAGCUGAAUUGGGAUGCACGGAUGAACAUUAUACUUGGAAUCGCCAGAGGUCUUUUCUAUCUCCAUCGUGACUCAUCUUUAAGAGUAAUACAUAGAGAUUUAAAGGCCAGCAACAUUCUUUUGGAUGAGAAGAUGAAUCCAAAAAUAUCAGAUUUCGGUUUGGCUCGUAUUUUCCAGGAAACAGUAGAUAUGGCAAACACUCAAAGAGUUGUUGGAACUUUAGGCUACAUGUCUCCUGAAUAUGCCAUGAGCGGAGUCUUCUCAGAAAAAUCAGAUGUUUUUAGCUUUGGUGUCUUGAUCAUAGAGAUAGUGAGCGGCAAGAAGAACUCUAACUUCCAUUAUUAUGAGCAGAACCUCAGCCUUGUUGCUUAUGCAUGGCAAUUAUGGAGUGAGGGUAAAGGAGUGGAGUUUGUAGAUGAAGCAAUGGGUGGCUCAUAUGUUGCAUUAGAAGCAAUAAGAUGCAUACAUGUUGGGCUGUUAUGCGUACAAGAUCACACCACAGAUAGACCAAGCAUGCAUGGCAGAUGUAAUUUUCAUGCUCAGCAAUGAAACAAAUCGUCCUCAACCCAUUCGACCAAUAUUUACUUAUCAUAACUCUCCCAGAUCGC